Fraxinus pennsylvanica is the source of this 1767-nucleotide messenger RNA. The record is from the annotation of a GenBank genome assembly. NCBI's taxonomy places the organism in Eukaryota, Viridiplantae, Streptophyta, Magnoliopsida, Lamiales, Oleaceae.
AUGGAAAGUUUGAUAUCGUUGGUGAACAGACUGCAGAGAGCUUGCACUGCACUCGGAGAUAAUGGAGAAGACAGCGCUUUGCCUACUCUCUGGGAUGCGCUGCCUUCCAUAGCCGUCGUCGGUGGUCAGAGUUCUGGAAAAUCUUCAGUACUCGAGAGCAUUGUUGGAAAGGACUUUUUGCCUCGUGGAUCUGGGAUUGUUACUCGACGUCCUCUUGUACUACAGCUUCAUCGCAUUGACGAAGGUAGAGAAUAUGCUGAGUUUGGACAUCUUCCGAGAAAAAGGUUCACUGAUUUUGCUGCUGUGAGAAAGGAGAUCUCGGAUGAGACUGAUCGAGAGACUGGACGUAGCAAACAAAUUUCUAGUGUUCCAAUUUAUCUCAGUAUUUAUUCCCCUAAUGUUGUGAAUUUGACCCUGAUCGAUCUUCCCGGACUUACAAAAGUGGCUAUUGAUGGUCAGCCGGAAAGCGUUGUGCAUGAUAUUGAGAACAUGGUCCGGACAUAUAUUGAGAAGCCAAACUGUAUUAUUUUGGCUAUUUCUCCUGCCAAUCAAGAUCUUGCAACUUCAGAUGCAAUCAAGAUUUCUCGUGAAGUAGACCCAAAAGGAGAAAGAACAUUUGGAGUUCUAACGAAGAUCGAUCUUAUGGACAAGGGUACUGAUGCUGUUGAUAUUCUGGAAGGAAAGGCGUAUAGGCUGCAGUUCCCAUGGAUAGGUGUUGUUAAUCGCUCUCAAGCAGACAUUAACAAAAAUGUCGACAUGAUUGCUGCUAGGCGUAGAGAGCGGGAAUAUUUUGCUCAAACCCCAGAGUAUAAACAUCUUGCUCACAGGAUGGGUUCUGAGCAUCUUGGCAAAGUUCUGUCCAAACAUUUGGAGUCUGUUAUCAAAUCUCGAAUUCCAGGACUGCAAUCACUUAUUAACAAAACUAUCAUUGAGCUAGAAUCUGAGUUGAGUCGUCUAGGGAGGCCCGUUGCUACAGAUGCUGGAGGAAAAUUGUACAUGAUUAUGGAAAUCGUUCGUAUCUUUGAUGGAAUAUUCAAAGAACAUCUAGACGGAGUUCGAUCCGGUGGUGAUAAAAUAUAUAAUGUCUUCGAUAACCAACUGCCUGCUGCAUUGAAAAGGUUGCAGUUUGACAAGCAUCUUGCAAUGGAAAAUGUACGGAAAUUAGUAACUGAAGCAGAUGGAUAUCAGCCUCAUCUUAUAGCACCUGAACAAGGUUAUCGUCGUCUCAUUGAAACUGCCUUGGUUACUAUUAAAGGUCCUGCUGAGGCGUCUGUUGAUGCGUAUCCCUCUCUUAGGGUGGAGGUUGGGCAUGCAGCUGUUGAAUCGUUAGAGAGGAUGAGGGAUGAAAGCAAGAAAGCAACUCUACAGCUAGUUGAAAUGGAGUGCAGUUACUUAACUGUAGAUUUCUUCCGCAAGCUUCCUCAAGAUAUGGAUAAGGGAGGAAAUCCAACUCAUUCAUUAUUUGAUAGAUACAAUGACUCAUAUCUCAGACGUAUUGGAUCGACUGUGUUGUCUUAUGUCAAUAUGGUUUGUGGUGGUCUGAAGAAUUCCAUUCCAAAGUCUAUCGUUUAUUGUCAAGUUCGUGAGGCAAAACGCAGCUUACUCGACCAUUUCUUCGCCGAGUUGGGAAAAAGAGAGGCGAAUCAAUUAGGCAAACUUUUGGACGAGGAUCCAGCUAUUAUGCAGCGACGGGUCUCUCUUGCAAAGAGACUGGAGUUAUAUAGAGCUGCUCAAGCUGAGAUUGAUUCAGUGGCAUGGUCAAAAUAG